Messenger RNA from Scaptodrosophila lebanonensis, 2604 nucleotides. It is a transcript of the gene eater, whose product is annotated as cell death abnormality protein 1. The record is from RefSeq and is a predicted model, not a curated record. The transcript has 2 exons. Lineage: Eukaryota; Metazoa; Arthropoda; Insecta; Diptera; Drosophilidae. Bases 1 to 2604 code for a protein of 867 amino acids.
AUGUGCUCACCAAUCUGUGAAGGCGGUUGUGAGAAUGGAUUCUGCGUAGCCCCUGGAAGAUGUGCUUGUAACGAUGGCUUUACGAAAGAAAGUGAAAACAAGUGCUCACCAAUAUGUGAAGGUGGUUGUGAGAAUGGAUUCUGCGAAGCCCCUGGGAAAUGCGCCUGUAACGAUGGCUUUACGAAAGAAAGCGAAAACAAAUGUUCACCAAUAUGUGAAGGCGGCUGUGAGAAUGGAUUCUGCGUAGCCCCUGGAAGGUGCUCCUGUAACGAUGGUUUUACGAAAGAAAGUGAAAACAAGUGCUCACCAAUAUGUGAAGGUGGUUGUGAGAAUGGAUUCUGCGAAGCCCCUGGGAAAUGCGCCUGUAACGAUGGCUUUACGAAAGAAAGCGAAAACAAAUGUUCACCAAUAUGUGAAGGCGGCUGUGAGAAUGGAUUCUGCGUAGCCCCUAGAAGAUGCGCCUGUAACGAUGGCUUUACGAAAGAAAGUGAAAACAUGUGCUCACCAAUCUGUGAAGGCGGUUGUGAGAAUGGAUUCUGCCAAGCCCCUGGAAGAUGUGCUUGUAACGAUGGGUUUUCAAAAGAAAGUGAAAACAAGUGCUCACCAAUAUGUGAAGGUGGUUGUGAGAAUGGACUCUGCGAGGCACCUGGAAAAUGCGCCUGUAACGAUGGCUUUACGAAAGAAAGUGAAAACAUGUGCUCACCAAUCUGUGAAGGCGGUUGUGAGAAUGGAUUCUGCGUAGCCCCUGGAAGAUGUGCUUGUAACGAUGGCUUUACGAAAGAAAGUGAAAACAUGUGCUCACCAAUCUGUGAAGGCGGUUGUGAGAAUGGAUUCUGUGUAGCCCCUGGAAGAUGCGCCUGUAACGAUGGCUUUACGAAAGAAAGCGAAAACAAAUGUUCACCAAUAUGUGAAGGCGGCUGUGAGAAUGGAUUCUGCGAGGCACCUGGAAAAUGCGCCUGUAACGAUGGCUUUACGAAAGAAAGUGAACACAAAUGCUCACCAAUCUGCGAAGGCGGUUGUGAGAAUGGAUUCUGCGAGGCACCUGGAAAAUGCGCUUGUAACGAUGGCUUUACGAAAGAAAGUGAAAUCAUGUGCUCCCCGAUAUGUGAAGGCGGUUGUGAGAAUGGAUUCUGUGUAGCCCCUGGAAGAUGCGCCUGUAACGAUGGCUUUACGAAAGAAAGCGAAAACAAAUGUUCACCAAUAUGUGAAGGCGGCUGUGAGAAUGGAUUCUGCGAGGCACCUGGAAAAUGCGCCUGUAACGAUGGGUUUUCAAAAGAAAGUGAACACAAAUGCUCACCAAUCUGUACGGGCGGUUGUGGGAAUGGAUUUUGCGAAGCCCCUGGAAGAUGCGCCUGUAACGAUGGCUUUAGGAAAGAAAGUGAAAACAUGUGCUCCCCGAUAUGUGAAAGCGGUUGUGAGAAUGGAUUCUGCGAAGCCCCUGGAAGAUGCGCCUGUAACGAUGGCUUUACGAAAGAAAGCGAAAACAAAUGUUCACCAAUAUGUGAAGGCGGCUGUGAGAAUGGAUUCUGCGAGGCACCUGGAAAAUGCGCCUGUAACGAUGGCUUUACGAAAGAAAGUGAAAACAUGUGCUCCCCGAUAUGUGAAGGCGGUUGUGAGAAUGGAUUCUGCCAAGCCCCUGGAAGAUGUGCUUGUAACGAUGGGUUUUCAAAAGAAAGUGAAAACAAGUGCUCACCAAUAUGUGACGGCGGUUGUGGGAAUGGAUUCUGCGUAGCCCCUGGAAGAUGCGCCUGUAACGAUGGGUUUUCAAAAGAAAGUGAAAAUAUGUGCUCACCAAUAUGUGAAGGUGGUUGUGAGAAUGGAUUCUGCGAGGCACCUGGAAAAUGCGCCUGUAACGAUGGCUUUACGAAAGAAAACGAAAACAAAUGUUCACCAAUCUGUGAAGGUGGUUGUGAGAAUGGAUUCUGCGAAGCCCCUGGAAGAUGUGCUUGUAACGAUGGCUUUACGAAAGAAAGUGAAAUCAUGUGCUCCCCGAUAUGUGAAGGCGGUUGUGAGAAUGGAUUCUGCGUAGCCCCUGGAAGAUGCGCCUGUAACGAUGGUUUUACGAAAGAAAGUGAAAAUAUGUGCUCACCAAUAUGUGAAGGUGGUUGUGAGAAUGGAUUCUGCGUAGCCCCUGGAAGAUGCGCCUGUAACGAUGGGUUUUCAAAAGAAAGUGAAAAUAUGUGCUCCCCAAUAUGUGAAGGUGGUUGUGAGAAUGGAUUCUGCCAAGCCCCUGGAAGAUGUGCUUGUAACGAUGGCUUUACGAAAGAAAGUGAAAUCAUGUGCUCCCCAAUAUGUGAAGGUGGUUGUGAGAAUGGAUUCUGCCAAGCCCCUGGAAGAUGUGCUUGUAACGAUGGCUUUACGAAAGAAAGUGAAAUCAUGUGCUCCCCGAUAUGUGAAGGCGGUUGUGAGAAUGGAUUCUGCCAAGCUCCUGGAAUAUGCUCUUGUAAUUUCGGCUACGCAAAGGAAGAUAGAAAUGUGUUGGGCAUUUGUGUGCCUCUCACCAGCUUAUACGAGGAUUCUAGUACACCAAGUAACGUAAAGGGUGUUAUUAAUAUGCAGAAUUCCCAUAAAGAAACUGUGGAACCGUUCAGUCAAUCUGCCUAA